This is a messenger RNA of Schistocerca nitens (vagrant locust), 1236 nucleotides long. RefSeq lists its product as uncharacterized. The transcript is spliced from 6 exons. The record is from RefSeq and is a predicted model, not a curated record. The coding region runs from base 1 to 969 and encodes 322 amino acids. NCBI's taxonomy places the organism in Eukaryota, Metazoa, Arthropoda, Insecta, Orthoptera, Acrididae.
AUGGCGGCCGCCUUCGCCACACUUCUCACUCUAUUGGCAGUCCAGCAGGUAGGGCGCAUCCGCAACUGUUUUGCUGACUCCAGCGCUGCCGUCCUGGCCGGGGAUCUAUCGUGGGGUCACCACCACCAUAAGUCACCCACUGUCGUCGAGGUGGUGCGGUAUGGGCAGGCCUGCCCGUGCGCCAAGACGCUGCCGUUCGAGCUGGAGGUGCCGGUGAAGCCCAAGGACCCGGCGCUGCACACGUACGGCUACGCCAUAGAGGCGCCGCCCCCGCGGGAGCCGCUGCCGCUCUACAGCUACGACUACGAGCUGGAGGUGCCCGUCAAGAAGCACCCGCCCAUCAAGCGCACGUACGGCUACGAGGUGCAGGCGCCGCCGGCGCGCGAGCGGCUGCCGCUCUACAGCUACGACUACGAGCUGGAGGUGCCGGCGCGCAGCCCCGACCCGCCCAAGCUGCACAACCUGGAGACGCGGCUGGAGCGCGUGCUGCUGCCCAAGCACGACUGCCCGUGGCACGCCCAGGCCGACGCCCUGCUGCGCUCCCCCCGGGGGCUCGUCCACGGCCGCGGCUGGGGGCGGGGCGACGGCUACGGCCUCGUCGAGCCCGACGAGGAGGCGGGGGCGGGCCGCGUCGUGCCGCUGGCCGGCCCCACGCGCAUCCUGUCCACCUCCGGGCCGGCGCUCGCCCCCAGGGAGGAGUUCUACGACAGCGGCAAAACCUACGAGGUGGUGCACAGUUCCCCGCUCGCUCUGAUCUCCGGAGGCGACGGCGGCCGCCUCGGCUUCUACCCUGAGGACCUGGCUGGGCUGACGAAGCCCUGGUCCCCCCUGCCGGGGCCCGCCUACCUGGCCGGGUCGGUGCUGGGCCGCGACUUCCGCAGUGACCUCCACUUCGCCCCGGAGAGGCCGCGCAUCCAAGACGAGCCGGCAGCGGGACGCUACGUGGUGAACAGACCGUGCCACGGGUAGUACCGUCGAGUCUGCCGGAGGAGACGGCGUGGAAUGCCGGCACGGAGAGUGUGGCCGCAGUCUGGAAUGCCCACGCCCGAACAUAGAAACACUAAAUAAUAGUGACACCACCAAACACUCCACCCCACACGCCUUCCAACGUCCCUCAUCAAGACUGCACUAGUGUUGAACAGCUGUGUUCCUCACUCAAGCAGUUGGGAUACUUUUGUAAGGAAAGGCAUUCAUUGGCCAACUGUUCAUCAAAGCUAAGGUCGCAAAAUAAUUAUU